Messenger RNA from Calliphora vicina (urban bluebottle blowfly), 2485 nucleotides. Its product is annotated as transducin beta-like protein 3. NCBI's taxonomy places the organism in Eukaryota, Metazoa, Arthropoda, Insecta, Diptera, Calliphoridae. The record is from RefSeq and is a predicted model, not a curated record. The coding region runs from base 77 to 2446 and encodes 789 amino acids. The transcript is spliced from 2 exons. Gene Ontology annotation, cellular component: small-subunit processome; nucleolus; 90S preribosome. Gene Ontology annotation, molecular function: U3 snoRNA binding; protein binding. Gene Ontology annotation, biological process: endonucleolytic cleavage to generate mature 5'-end of SSU-rRNA from (SSU-rRNA, 5.8S rRNA, LSU-rRNA); endonucleolytic cleavage in 5'-ETS of tricistronic rRNA transcript (SSU-rRNA, 5.8S rRNA, LSU-rRNA).
GAGAAUUUCAGUGUUUUUUUCUACACGCGGAUGAAUAAAAGAAAUUCUAAACAAUUUAAUUAAAAGUCAAUGUAAAAUGUCGUUAAACAUUAGUGAAAAGAGUUAUGCUGUGGAAGCACGUUAUGCCAAUUUCUAUGCUGGUGGCGAUGUAGCCUGGAGUAAAGAUGGCAAAUGGAUUUAUUGCUUAAAUGGCAGCGAAGUGACAAAAGUUGAAGUGGAAAAUGGUUUAGUAUCACGCUCCUAUGGCUUAAAUUACAAUGAACAGGGCGAGAAAAUUUCCAGUGAAGAGGAGGAAGAAACUGAUGAUCAAAUUUAUUGUUUUGAUUUAUCGCCAACCCAAGAAUAUAUGGUUACGGUGCACCGUAGCAGCUUGUUAAGACUGUGGCAUUUGUCUUCAGGAAAAGUGGAGAAGUUGUGGAAAAGUCAACAUCGUGGUCCAGUUGUUAAAGUUGUAUUUAAUGCGGACGGACGCUUGGUAUGUACUAGUGGAGCCGAUUCAACUUUGAGAGUCUGGGAUUACGAAAACAGUAGAUGCUUGGCGGUUUUAAAAGAUUUCACCGGACCUUCGGUACUAUUGCAAUUCCAUCCUAAUACCUCAAAAUUGGAAAUAUUUGCUGCUGGUUCAGAUAAUUGCAUAUAUAAAUGGAAUUAUGAGACCAAAACAGUGGAAGCCAAAAUGAAAGGACAUUUAUCACAAGUAACAGGCUUUGCUUUUGCCGAUCAAACAGCCGAUUGUGAAUUUGUAGCCAGCGCCAGUCGUGACAAAGUAUUGAUAGUUUGGCGCUUGCAGGAUGGCAAACAAAUGAAAGUAAUACCCAUGUAUGAAGAGUUGGUGGGAGUAGUAUACAAAGAUAACGAAACAAUUAUAGUGGCAGGAGCUAAGGGCAAUUUAAAACAGAUUUCCAGCAAAACCAGUAAAAUAUCUACCCUUUUAGAGUGCCAAGAGGAAGAGUACCAAAUCACCACGUUAAUGAUUAAUAUCACUAACAAGCAGUUGGCAUUUGUCACCGCAGACCAUAACAUAUUAAUUUUUGAUAUAAAGUCCAAAGACAAAGUGGACAGUUUUAAGCAAUUGAUAGGUUUCAAUGAUGAAAUUCUUGAUGUAUGUUUUCUGGGAGAAUCUGAAGAGUUUCUGGCCAUGGCCACCAAUAGCAAACAUAUAAAGUUAUACGAUAUAGGCAACCAUAUGAAUUGUAAUAUUGUAACGGGUCACAAGGAUACCGUAAUGUCACUGUCCACACCCGGUUCCAGUAAAUUGCUAUUAUCGGCUGGCAAAGAUUUCACCAUAUGUCUGUGGCAAUUGGACAAUGAAAAUGCCAAUUUAAUAUGCUUGGCCAAACAUAUAAAUAGCCAUACAGCUACCAUAGGCUGCAUAAGUUUUGCUUACCACUGCGACAAUGCCUUUGCCUCGGUUUGCCAGAGUGGCAGCUUAAAGGUGUGGACUUUGAAAGGCAAAUCAAAACAAAAUGACGAUUAUCAAUUUUCGGUGAAAUAUGCUGCUGCUGCUCAUGACAAAGAAGUCAACUGUGUUGCAUUUUCUCCCAAUAACAAGAUCAUAGCUACAGCAUCUCAAGAUAAAACUGCCAAAUUAUGGUCAGCCGAUAGCCACAGCAUUUUGGGCUCUUUGAAGGGCCAUACACGCGGUGUUUGGUGUGUUCGUUUCUCGCCCACCGAUCAAAUUCUCUUGACUACUUCAUCUGAUUGCAGCUUACGUCUGUGGUCAUUAUCCAAUCUUACUUGUCUUAAGCGUCUAGAGCAAUCAGCCACCGUAUUGAGAGCCGAAUUUAUAGAUCAUGGCAAAUAUAUUCUAUCCUCCGGUUCGGAUGGUCUUCUCAAACUCUGGAACAUCAAAACCAACACCUGCAUACAAACCUUGGAUGAGCAUGACGAUCGUGUUUGGUCUUUAGCCGUUUCCUCAAAAACACAAAAAUAUUUCUUCAGUGCCGCCGCCGAUUCUAAACUUAUCAAAUGGAGGGACGUAACAGAAGAAUGUAAAAAUACUGAAAUUGAUAACCGCCAAGAAAUGCUGCAGCAAGAACAAGCUUUGCAGCUGCUACUACAUCAAAAUAAUCAAUUGAAAAAGGCUUUUAAAUUGGCUCUUAAAUUAGGUAAACCUAAAGUUUCCUACAAUAUACUAAAUCAGUAUGUCAGACGACGUGAUUUUAAGGCAAUAGAAGAAAUGAUAUCCAAUUUAAAUAAUGAUCAAAAGAUAACGCUCUUGGAUCAUGUUAAGGUGUGGAGUUGUAAUUCCCGCCACUCACAGGUCUCCAGUUUGGUAUUGCAGCAAUUGUUAGCGGAAAUGUUGGUGGAACCAAAAAUGCAACGCACUUUAAAUUCCAAAAAUCUGGUUGAAGUUGUUACACCCUAUGUGCAGCGUCAUUUUAAACGUAUUACAGAAUUAAGUAAAGAAUUAAAUUUUUUGGAUUUUAUUGUUGAGAGUAUAUAAAUUAAAAUAAAUAUAUUUUUAUAUUUAAACAAAAAAAAA